Messenger RNA from Terrapene triunguis (Three-toed box turtle), 1242 nucleotides. Its product is annotated as carbonyl reductase [NADPH] 1-like. Bases 151 to 981 code for a protein of 276 amino acids. The transcript has 4 exons. The record is from RefSeq and is a predicted model, not a curated record. Lineage: Eukaryota; Metazoa; Chordata; Testudines; Emydidae. Gene Ontology annotation, molecular function: carbonyl reductase (NADPH) activity.
GUGGGGAGAGCGCCCCGCCCUCUCGGAUCGACCCUUCUGGGCUGAUGCAUAAACACCCUUGGAUCUUAGCGUAGGAGCCUGAAGCAGCUAAAGAGGCUGAGCUACGUAGUGCCAGAGUGAACUUAUUUUGCCAUCCACUAGCCCAGGAGGAUGUCCAGCACCCUAGUAGCUGUGGUGACCGGGGGCAACAAAGGGAUUGGAUUUGCUAUUGUGCGGGCUCUGUGUAAGCAAUUCACUGGGGAUGUGUACCUGACAGCCCGGGACCCAGGACGGGGUCAGGCUGCGGUGACAAAGCUGCAGGAGGAGGGACUGAACCCACUUUUCCACCAGCUGGACAUCGAAGAUCUGCAGAGUAUCCGGACUCUGCAGGACUUCCUGAAGAAGAAAUAUGGAGGGCUGAAUGUGCUGGUUAACAACGCAGGGAUUGCUUUCAAAGUUGCUGAUACCACUCCAUUUGCUAUUCAAGCAGAGGUUACAAUGAGGGCAAACUUUUUUGCAACAAGGGACGUCUGCACGGAGUUGCUACCCCUCAUAAAGCCUCAUGGCAGAGUAGUGAAUGUAUCUAGCAUGGUAAGUGUAUCAGCUCUGGCAAGAUGUAGCCAGGAUCUGCAGCAGAAGUUUCGUAGUGACACAAUCACUGAGGAGGAGCUAGUGAAACUCAUGACAAAGUUUGUGGAGGAUACCAAGAACGGAGUGCAUGAGAAGGAGGGCUGGCCAAAUACCGCUUACGGUGUGUCCAAAAUUGGAGUCACGGUCUUGUCCAGAAUCCAGGCCCGGAUGUUGAAUGAGGAAAGGAAAGCUGAUCGAAUUCUUCUAAAUGCCUGUUGCCCUGGAUGGGUGAGAACCGACAUGGCAGGUCCCAAUGCCACUAAAAGUCCAGAUGAGGGAGCCGAGACUCCAGUUUAUUUAGCCCUUUUAGCCCCUGAUGCUGAUGGGCCUCAUGGGCAGUUCGUUAGUGAAAAGAAAGUGCAAAAGUGGUAAUCCUUGAUUUGUAUAUGUGAGAUGCAGUCCAGAAACAAUAUCAGAUAUUACUGAUUUAUUGUUGGUACCAAUAAUAAUUAAGCAUCUGUAAAUGUCUUUGCCAUUUCUAAUAUCUUAUUAGGGUUUAUAGAAUAUACACAAGGUUUCUGCUAUUGCAAAAUAAUUGCAGUUUGGAAUAGUGCAUGAAUUAAACUGUGCCUUUAAUUUAGUUUUUAAAGGUAUGAAAAGUGUUGAAAUAAAGUAUAGUUUAAUAAGCUAAAA